Molecule: messenger RNA, 5251 nt
Organism: Neofelis nebulosa (Clouded leopard)
Lineage: Eukaryota; Metazoa; Chordata; Mammalia; Carnivora; Felidae
Gene: PRLHR
Product: prolactin releasing hormone receptor
Exons: 2
Coding region: 167-1279 (370 amino acids)
Biological process (GO): G protein-coupled receptor signaling pathway
Cellular component (GO): neuron projection; plasma membrane
Molecular function (GO): neuropeptide binding; neuropeptide Y receptor activity
Source: RefSeq, a predicted model, not a curated record
AAAACUGCGAGCCCACUGGGAACUCCUGAAUCCGUUCAGCUCCGGCGGAGAAGCGAGAAGCCUGCAUUGCCGUCGUGGGCUGAGGACAGCUAGGGGAGAGCCGGGAUUCGGCCCCUCCCUCCCCGUAGCGUUUUCCCGCCCGCCCAGCCCCACUCGCCAGGUGGCUAUGGCCUCACCGCCGACUCAGGGUCCCCCGGUCCCUGACUUAGUUUCUGGGUUGCCACCGGCGGCCUCAACUCCUGCCAACCAGAGCACAGAGGCCUCGGCGGACAAUGGGUCAGUGACUGGCCCAGGCGCUCAGGCUGUCACGCCUUUCCAAAGCCUGCAGCUGGUGCAUCAGCUGAAAGGGCUGAUCGUGCUGCUCUACAGCAUCGUGGUGGUCGUGGGGCUGGUGGGCAACUGCCUGCUGGUGUUGGUGAUCGCGCGGGUGCGUCGGCUACACAACGUGACCAACUUCCUCAUCGGCAACCUGGCCUUGUCCGACGUGCUCAUGUGCACCGCCUGCGUGCCGCUCACGCUGGCCUACGCUUUCGAGCCACGCGGCUGGGUGUUCGGCGGCGGCCUGUGCCACCUUGUCUUCUUCCUGCAGCCCGUCACCGUCUACGUGUCGGUGUUCACUCUCACCACCAUCGCGGUGGACCGCUACGUCGUGCUGGUGCACCCGCUGCGCAGGCGCAUCUCGCUGCGCCUCAGCGCCUAUGCGGUGCUGGCCAUCUGGGCGCUGUCCGCGGUGCUGGCGCUGCCGGCCGCCAUGCACACGUACCACGUCGAGCUCAAGCCGCACCGUGUGCGCCUCUGCGAGGAAUUCUGGGGGUCUCAGGAGCGCCAGCGCCAGCUCUAUGCUUGGGGGCUGCUUCUCGUCACCUACCUGCUCCCCCUGCUGGUCAUCCUCCUGUCUUACGUCCGGGUGUCGGUGAAGCUACGGAACCGCGUGGUGCCAGGCUGCGUGACCCAGAGCCAGGCCGACUGGGACCGUGCGCGCCGCCGCCGCACCUUCUGUCUGCUGGUGGUGGUCGUGGUGGUGUUCGCCGUGUGCUGGCUGCCGCUGCACGUCUUCAACCUGCUGCGGGACCUCGACCCGCAAGCCAUCGACCCUUACGCCUUUGGGUUAGUGCAGCUGCUCUGCCACUGGCUCGCCAUGAGCUCGGCUUGCUACAACCCCUUCAUUUACGCCUGGCUGCACGACAGCUUCCGUGAGGAGCUGCGCAAGCUCUUGCUUGCCUGGCCCCGCAAGAUCGUGCCCCACGGCCAGAGCAUGACAGUCAGCGUGGUCAUCUGAUGCCACUGCACCGGGCCUUGGCUGGGGACCUCCAUGUCCACUAGUCUCCGAGGGUGCCCACCUGAGGCCGGACUGGAGAGCUUAUCCCCAGCGCCAGAGCAAAUCCAAUAGGUGACCAAACUUCCAGCCUAGCCCUCUUGUCCAGCUGUCUUGCUUUGUCCUUGUGUCUUUGUAAAAUGUUGAGUGGGCUUUGGAGGGAGUCUUGUGCUUUGCUUGAAAGAGGCCAAGGAGAGGUGAGAGGAUUUAUUAUUUCCUCCCUAUGCCCUGAAUGCCAAACAAAGCUCUUUCUCCUGGUUCAUAACAGUAUUUCAGAACCGUGGCUGUCUCCUCGCUUUCCCUUCUGCUUGCUCAAUGGUGAGAUGAAGGAACAAUGGGGUUGGGAUUUCAAAUGGCUGCGUUGGGGUUGGUGAGGCUUUUUCCGGUUGCCUUUUAAAAAGGACUCAACUGAGCUAGAAUACCUGAUGUUGCUUAGUCAGUUUGAACCCAUUAAUUCCUAGGAUUCCAGGGAAGUAUGACAAGUCUGUAUCUGGGAUUUCAGCAUUUCCUGAAUAAGAUCAUUACACACCAAAAGGGUUUCACUUUUAAUUUCACUUGAAUCCAUAGCGCAAAAACACUUAGAAACCACCUUUUGAUAGCAAGAUCUUCUGAAAGGUGGUUUCUAAGUGUUUUCCCUCCUCCUUGUCACCUAACUUCUAUCUGAAACUGAUAAGAUGAAUUAGUCAAUGAAGAGAUAAAUAGGGAUAAAGAAGAAAAGGUCCAGAUCACUUAAGGAGGCAUAUGACUGAGGACAGACAUCUAUCUGGGUGUAUGUUUGUGUAUACACACCCAGUGUUUGCUACAAGGCAGGAACACAGAUAUUUGAUUUUCUGAAUACUCAAUGUAAACCAUGUUCGAUAGCUUUCUCUAAUUGCUCAGUUGCAACAGAUCAACAGCUGUCAUCUGAUUGCUCAGCACCUGCUCUGUGGUGACACACUUGGAACACAAUCAACCCAGGAUACAAGGAUGGGGAGACAUUUACUUAAGGCCAGAACAGAAAAAUAAACCGCCACCAGACCACCAUCAAAUACUUAAUUCUUUCCAGGGUUAGAGGGACAAGUGAAGACUGUUGGGCCAUGAUACCAGGCUGAUAACCCUCAUCUUAGCCUCCUGAGGAUUCUGUAAAUGAGGACAAGUACCCUGGACAAGGAUCUUCACGUUGAUGUUGGAGCAGUGACUGGACAGUGAGGGUGGGAGUUUUGUGAAGUGAUACGUGCUAUCCACCUGCCAGAUCAGCCCCCGUGGCACAUAGGGCAGGAACUAGUGCAGGAACUGCAGCAACUCAGUUAUCAUCUCUAAGACUCCAGUACUGCCCUAGUUCACUAUACAGUAGAAUCAAGCUCUCUCCUUAGCUUACUCUCUGAAAUGGGCUCAUUCAUUCAUUAAAGUGUGCCCUGAAAGGAAGGGAAAGAGGAGAAAGGCUUGGGGAUGACAAGGAUUAAGUCCCAUUACUCCAAUGCCAGCAGCCAUGAUGGAAGAGUAAGUAUUUAUGGUUGGGUUAGUUAGCAAUAUGAGUCUUUAGUAGUUAUGUGGCUAGACCUUUCCCAGCAUGGGGGAAGGCAGGAAAAGUCUGGCUUGGGAGAAAGGAUAGGCAGGUUAACUUGGGAGAUGCAGGUUACCUUUAGCAACGGCAUAAAUAUUUUCAGCUUCAUCUGUGGAUGUGGAGAACAAAGCCUAUGUCACUCCCUGUUCCACAUGAGCUCAUUCCCCAGGCAUCCCAGAGACUGGCUCCUGUGGCUCACAGCUCCAUUACUUGGGAGGCUCAAGGCCAAACGGGCAUUUCAUGUUUCCUCAGAGCAUUCUUUUGAUGGGAAUGCAUCUAGAAUGGAGGGGAUGGGGGAAAGGAUGGGAUUCGUUGGGGAGGGAUCUGGUUAAUUGUACUUCCUUUUUUAAAAAAAAAUCUUCAAAUUUAUUUAUUUAUUUAUUUUGAGAGAAAUAGAGAGAGUGAGCAGGGGAGGGACAGAGAGAGAAAAUCCCCAGCAGGCUCCACACUGUCAGUGCAGAGCCCGACGUGGGGCUCGAACUCACAAACUGAGAUCAUGACCUGAGCUGAAACCACGUGUCAGAUGCUUAACUGACUGAGCCACCCAGGCACCCCCACUUAAUUGUACUUUCUUUGUUGGAAUGUUUAAAUCACUGUUCUCAGCCUUGGCUGCUCCUAGAAUCAGUUGGAGAGCUUCCAAAAAACACCAGUGCUGAGGCCCUAUCCCCAGAGAGUCCAAUUGAUUAGAGAUGGAGCCUGGGCAUCAGCAUUUUUUCAAAGCACUUCAGGUGACUUUAAUGUGCAUCCAAGGUUAAGCCCCUUAAGAAUUAUUGUCUUUCUAAUGAAUCUCAGAAACAUCUGAAUGAACCUUUGAUUGUACCUGCCAAAGGUAUUAAAAAUUUGGAGUUGAAUUCUGGCAGGGCGUCCUAUGCUACAGAUGGGGAAUAAUACUCCUCUAGCUUACAGACAGUAUCCAAUGAAUCACACAGAGGCAAAUCCUUAUAAUAAGAAUAUAUAAGUAUUCAUUCAGGUUUCCUUAUAAAUCUCCUAUAUGUAAGGCAGUGAGUGUAUGCGUCCAGUUUUUUUUAAGUAUCAUGAUUCAACUCUAGAUCAUUUGCAUUAUAAAGUUAUACACCAUGAAUUAUUCCAAAUCCUGGUUUCCAGGGUGUUCAAAAAAUUGAAGUGUUCUCUGAUUAGCUUGAUGUAAGUCUACAUCAACUGUGAGAAGAAAGUGUCCUCAUUAAUUACUAGAAAAGCUGCCACCUGUUUCUAUGCCUACAACUUAAGUUAAAAACUUUAACAUUUACAUGGACUUUAUGGAGAGCCUAAAGAGGCUGGAGAAUUAUGCCGUGUUUAUAAACAUCUUUACAAAUUAUCCAAAUUGGCUACUGAAUAGCAACUAAUUAAUUCUUACCCUAUCUGGAAUCUAUAUGGGACUAGUUUGACUAUAAAGCAAACUGACUUUUUAGAAAAUCUCUCAGGAGGCACCUGGGUGGCUCAGCUGGUGAAGCAUCCGACUUCAGUUCAGGUCAUGAUCUCAUGGCUUGUGAGUUCGAGCCCUGCGUCGGGCUCUGUGCUGACCGCUCAGAGACUGGAGCCUGCUUUGGAUUCUGUAUCUCCCUCUCUCUCUGACCCUCCCCUGCUCGCAUUCUGUCUCUCUCUCUCAAAAAUAAACAUUAAAAAGUGAAAAAAAAAAACCACUCUCAGAAGUGAGUCCUAUAGAAAUCCACUUAGCAUUGAAGUAGAAAAUUUUAUUUGAUAUAACUUAGUCAAUACCACGCAUCCAGUCUCCUCCUCCUGCAAGGAAUCAUACAGGCCAUAAAGCUGGGAGCAGAGGCAGGCGGGUACUUAGCAGCAGCCCAUUCUGAGGCUGAUGGGAGGUUCUGUAAUUCUCUUUGCAAGCAUUGUCACCGGGCCUCACUUUUGGCAGCCCAUCAAUAGAUUUAUCUCACUAAAUCAGCUGGGGAGUGUUUCAAUAUGCAUUGGCAACGGUCACCUGGAAAUAGCAACUGUGAGAGAUGCUAAGGUAACAAUAUCCCGAUUGAUGUAACCUUCCUGAAUUUUUGUUCUUGUGGAUCAUCAGCCUUUUCUACUGGUGGUGCUAAGUUCCAGGUUUCUCGGGUUGGCUAGUUAACCCAUCUCUGUCCUGUGGCUUGCAUGUCUGAACAUUUAGUAGUGUUGCAAAUGCAAGGCAUGGGGCUGACAUCAAGGGGACCCAGGCAAGGGUACAGCUAGAUCUGAGAGCGAACCCAGGGUCUAUCCCCCACCGACAAGUGGCCAGGAGCACCUUUGUUCCCCAAAGCAGAUCUUCCAUGGAUUUCCCUCCAUUUGCUGAUGUCUUUGUUGCGUAAGACGCAUGUGUGACUGACUUACUGUAUGAAGCUCUUCAGUCUGGGGCUUGCACUGUGUUUGAUACAUUGUGGGUGCUCAAUAAAUAUCAAAUUAGUACCAUC